Messenger RNA from Protomyces lactucae-debilis, 687 nucleotides. RefSeq lists its product as uncharacterized. The coding region runs from base 1 to 687 and encodes 228 amino acids. Gene Ontology annotation, molecular function: protein methyltransferase activity; S-adenosylmethionine-dependent methyltransferase activity; nucleic acid binding. Lineage: Eukaryota; Fungi; Ascomycota; Taphrinomycetes; Taphrinales; Protomycetaceae. The record is from RefSeq and is a predicted model, not a curated record. The transcript has a single exon. Gene Ontology annotation, cellular component: eRF1 methyltransferase complex. Gene Ontology annotation, biological process: methylation.
AUGCUCCCUACGCCCAAUCUGUCGCAUUUGAAAGAAGCAGACUACGAGCACAUUUACGAACCAGCUGAAGAUUCUUUCCUCCUCCUCGAUGCGCUUGAAGCCGAUAGGGAGGUCUUAGAGACAUUACCAGCAUGUCCGCUCCUUGUUGAGAUCGGACCAGGAUCCGGCGUUGCUACUGCUUUUGUCCAGAGUCAGCUCCUUAGUCCUGUUGGCAGGUCUUGCCUUUCCAUUGCAGUUGACAUCAACCCUCUCGCCUGUCGAGCAACGCUGGAGACUUGUCAGCGCAAUGCGCGACUGUAUCCUGGUAAAAACAGUUGUGUCCAGCAUACAGAUGUUGUGCGUGGGUCUCUCCUCGAUGCAUUGUAUUGUGCUAGAGGUAUCGAUAUCCUCCUCUUCAAUCCCCCUUACGUCCCAACCAUGCAAGCUGAAAUCAACACAGAUGGCAUGCACCUUGCUUCGACAUGGGCGGGCGGCCAGGACGGUAUGUCUGUCACGCAACAACUCCUACCACGCCUACAGCACGUCUUGAGUGUAUCGGGUGUCUUCUACCUCGUUGCAGUCGCACGCAACAAGCCAGCAGAUUUGAUCCGAGAUGCAGCCAGCAUUGGUUGCGAAGCAUGCAUGAUUCUUGAACGGCGAGCUGGUCGCGAGAAGCUAUGCGUCUUGCGCUACAGACGGCUGCGAUAG